Messenger RNA from Rhododendron vialii, 866 nucleotides. RefSeq lists its product as uncharacterized. NCBI's taxonomy places the organism in Eukaryota, Viridiplantae, Streptophyta, Magnoliopsida, Ericales, Ericaceae. The record is from RefSeq and is a predicted model, not a curated record. Bases 379 to 786 code for a protein of 135 amino acids. The transcript has 2 exons.
CAAACCGACGGUCAGUCUGAGAGGGUUAUACAAGUUUUGGAGGAUAUGUUACGAGCUUGUGUUUUAGAAUUUCAAGGGAGCUAGGAGAAACAUUUGUCUCUAGUAGAAUUUGCAUAUAACAAUAGUUAUCAGGCAAGUAUAGGUGUGGCACCGUACGAGGCACUAUACGGGAGGAAAUGUCGAUCGCCGAUAUGUUGGACUGAAGUGGGGGAGAGGAGACUAGAAAGACCGGCUAUUGCUGACGAAACUACCGAAAGGAUUUGAGUAAUUCAAGAAAUAUUGGAAGCGGCGCAAAGUCGGCAAAAGAGUUACGUAGAUUCGAAGAGGAGACCGUUGAAGUUUGAAGUUGGGGACUUUGUGUUUUUGAAAGCAUCGCCAAUGAAGGGAGUGAAACGGUUUGGAAAAAGGGGAAAGUUGCAGCCAAGGUAUGUUGGGUCGUUUGAGGUUUUAGAGAAGAUUGGGGAAGUAAGUUACCGUUUAGCAUUACCACCGGAGCUAUCCUAUGUUCACGAAGUCUUCCAUGUAUCUAUGUUGCAACGGUAUUUGCCUAAUUUCGAUGAGAAACUGCUUGUAACGACUCCUACUGAACUUCGGGAGAAUCUCAGCUACAUAGUAAAGCCGGAGAAAAUCGUUGACUGGAAGAACAAGGUUCUUAGGAACAAAGUGAUACCGUUAGUUAAAGUGUGGUGGACUAAUCAACGUGGGGGAGAAGCGACAUGGGAAACAGAGGAGGACGUGCGAAAGAAAUAUCCGUAUCUCUUCCCAAUACAAGGAAGCGACACGUAGGGUGGCGUGGUGUUUUACUUUUGGGAUGUGUUGUAUUUCUUUUUGAAAACUUGUAUAGAGGAAAUUAUGCUUGUGGACAC